Acanthosepion pharaonis is the source of this 858-nucleotide messenger RNA. NCBI's taxonomy places the organism in Eukaryota, Metazoa, Mollusca, Cephalopoda, Sepiida, Sepiidae. The record is from the annotation of a GenBank genome assembly.
AUGGUUUCUUUUUUCUUUCUUUUUAUUUUACAUUUGCUAAAUUCUUCCGCCUCAUUUAUCGCUUUUUAUUCAUUCAUAUCCGUUUUCCGCUUUUGCUUCCUCCCAUCUUUCAUCUCUUUUCUCACUUUCACCCUUCAUUUUUCUAAUAUAUCUAUUUUCUUAUAUAUCUCUUUUUCUUCUAUAUAUUUUUCUUUCUUAUAUACUUUAUUUCUUAUAUUUCUGUUUUCUUAUAUCUGUUUUUUCUUCUGUGUAUAUUUUCUUCCAUAUCUGUUUUCCUUCUUGUAUAACUUUUUCUUUAAUCCUCAAUACUCAUUUUGUCUCUCCUUGUACCAGGCGAUUAAACCGAGUAACCUUCAACGGCAUCUAUAUUUUUUACACUACCCAGUCAUGUCAACAGAUUUAAACCGAGCCACCACGCCUACUCUCUUUAUUCGCUCCUCUCCUCUCUCUCUCUCUCUCUCUCUCUCUCUCUCUUUAAUCAUCUUUUUCUUCUUCGUUUCUUUCUUUUUUAUCUUUCCACCAUCCCGCUAUUUUUUGAACCUCCAAAAUUUACUGUCUGCUAAUUCAAUUCUGUUCCUACCUACCUACCUACCUAUCUAUCUAUCUAUCUAUCUAUCUAUCUAUCUAUCUAUCUAUCUAUCUAUCUCAUUCUAUUCAUUAUCUCUCUAUGUAUAUACAUUUUCAAUUUCUUUAUAUAUCUAUUUCAUCCUGUUCAUGUCUAUCUAUCUAUCUAUCUAUCUAUCUAUCUAUUUAUCUAUCUAUCUAUCUUUUCAAUUUCUUUAUCUAAUCCUGCUCAUAUUUAUCUCCCUCUGUAUUCGAUUGGCUUUUCUGUCCUCGUAUUUUUUAAAUGUCUUCUGA